AUGAUGGUGGCGAAGCUUUUAUUGUACUUGAACGUUCUUUGGUUGACGAUGGCCCUCGAGGAUCAGGACGUGUGCCCGAAGAAUCGGAGCUUGUUCGAGAUACCUGGAGACGCUGUUCUGUCUUUAUUCCUGGACAUAAAUCACGGGCCAUAUUGCAAUAUCACGUCCACGAAGGGCCUUCAGGAAGCUUCCACGGCGUUUUACGUGGUCCACGCAUUGAACAAAUACGAGUUCGUGCCUGAACUGUCGAUAGGCAUAAAAGUGUACGACACCUGCCGCGACGAGAUGACGGUGUACAAACAAGCCCUGCAAGCGGCGGUGGACACCGACUGCGUGGACAAUUACGAUCUGGGAAUUCUAUUGGACUCGGGAUACGCUGCGAUCCUGGAGCCAUUUCGUAACUACAGUGUUCUGCCGAUCACCACGUACAAAGAGCAGAAUCUAACGAGGCCGUUGAUCAACCUGAUGGUCCACUACUUGACCACCAGAUUCGAGACCAUCGAUCUUCUGUUAGUCGACUCGGAUUUCCCGUUGAAUCUGUUCCUGGACACGACGAAAGAGGCCGGUCUGUGCGUGAAAAGAUACUCGAGUAACGUGGAACUCGAUGAAAACGAUACAGAGGCGGUGGUCGCUGUCAUCGGAGGCAGGAACGAGAUUCGACAGUGGAUCGAGAAGGGGGAGAAGCUACAAGGUCCGAAGAAAACGUGGAUCGUUCUGCCGAUCGGUGGAUCGAACGUCGAUGAUCUGAUCCCAUCGGGAUCGUACGUGAUCAGGACACCAUCGUUCGAUUCGAACCUGCUGCAGGAAAUCUCCUCGACGGACGAUUUCCUCGAGGCAGCUGGCGAAACCGUGAUCCACUCGUCCCAUCUUCUUGGCGUGGGAAAGGCGAUCGUCGAAGUGGCUCAGGUGCUUCAGGAUCUUCAGAAACGUAACUGUCCUCGUGCGAUGGAGCAACAACAAUGCGUGAUGCCCCGUUUCAAUCCGAAUUCGGGACACGAGAUCCGUAACAACAACGAGGUGUACCACGCUCUACGGAUAUUGCCGAAAUUGCACUCAAUUAAGUACAUCGCCGCGAUGAAGAGCCAGCAAGAGCUGGUCGACAUCGCUACGUACAGGGUGGAACCGUCGAACGUGAAGUUCCGGGUCAUUCCAGAGUCCAGAGUGCCAAAGAUGCCAAAACUCUGUUUGAAGAAGUACGCGAAGAACUGCGAGAGUUGCUUGAACUUCAAGAAGAGAUUCGGCCCCCGUGGUGUCACCAAAGAUACACUCGACAGAGGUUUAUUGAAGUCGGGCAGCUGGAUACCGAUUUUCCUGACGGUGGUGGUGUGCGGCACGUUCGCCUGCGGCGUGAUUGCCGCCUUUAUUAUCUACCGUUUCCUCGUCGAGGACGUUCUCGACGGGAAUCCCGCGUUGACGAUCGUCCUGAUACUGGCGGACGUUUUCACGUUGCUGACCGUGCUACCAUUUUGCAUGAACGACGGACAUGUGGGCGCGGAAGCAUUGAACGCGAGGAAAAUCCUCGUGGUAACGCUCGCGUUCGGCGUCGAUUUCUCGGUGAUGCUGUCCAGGGCGUUCUUUCUGGUGUUCUCGAAAGGUGGCGUGUUCACCGCCCAUAUCAACGGAUACCUGCAGGGUCUGAUGGUGUUCUUCAUGUUCGGCGUGCAGAUCGCCAUUUCGAUCAUGUACUUCGUGCUCGGUGGAGAAGAUUCGGCUGUGAUCGUCAGAAGCCUCGUGUUCAUCGGUCUUCUCGGUUACGAUAUAUUUCUGCUGGUGACGCUGUUCGUGGUGUGCUUCUUCAUCGCCCAACUGCCGCGGAAUUAUCGCGAAGGAAAGUGUUUCUUCGGGACCUCCAUCGGCCUGCUGAUCACCUGGGCGAUAUGGCUCACGUGUUUCAUUCUUGUGGAGCCCGAGUGCCGGGACAUGGUCGUGUGUUUCGGUAUAAUAGGCACCGCGUACCUGAUCAUCAUCGGUGUACUGAUACCGAGGACAUAUUACAUGGUCACUCACCUGGCCAGGGGAAAGGAGUUCAGCCAGCGAUUCGGAUCGAUGGACCUGACAGCCGAUCCGAGGAUAAAUACUAUUACGCGACAGAGUCGUCCGUUUUACGAUUACGUGCACACAGGCGUAGGGAGCACGACGAAUCUGCACGUGGCCUCGUCAGCGUACCCGAACUACUACGGUAGCUCUAGCCCGAAUCAGAAGUACCUGAGCCACUGCAGAAGCCCCGAUUCGAGAAGGAAUCCCGGAUACAAUAACUACGGAUUCCACACGGAGAUGCGAGAAGUGAAUAACUCUUACACGAUACCGCAAGUCUGCAUCGAGAAUGCGGACUCAAGGACCAACACAGUGGAGAGGAGCACCGUGAACUCGGCUUACGCGCGGCCCAAGUGCCAUCGGAAACGCAGAUCGAAAGACGAAAAAUCCCGCAUCGAGACGGACGUGUACGCCGAGGGCAACCUGGCCGGGGCUAAUCCGCGUAACCACGACGAGAUCUAUCCAAUCCGUUCGUCCAGCCCGAGAAUGGCGCAGAUGGAGGCGACGAUCCGCGAGGAGGACGAGGAGGACGAACCGACCAGGAUAACGCGAUUCUGAGAUCCUGGAAC
This is a messenger RNA of Dufourea novaeangliae, 2603 nucleotides long. RefSeq names its product protein bride of sevenless (gene boss). Gene Ontology annotation, biological process: G protein-coupled receptor signaling pathway; visual perception. Lineage: Eukaryota; Metazoa; Arthropoda; Insecta; Hymenoptera; Halictidae. Gene Ontology annotation, cellular component: membrane. The transcript has 9 exons. Bases 1 to 2592 code for a protein of 863 amino acids. The record is from RefSeq and is a predicted model, not a curated record. Gene Ontology annotation, molecular function: sevenless binding; adenylate cyclase inhibiting G protein-coupled glutamate receptor activity.